This is a messenger RNA of Solanum stenotomum, 3046 nucleotides long. Its product is annotated as histidine--tRNA ligase, cytoplasmic. Gene Ontology annotation, cellular component: mitochondrion. The transcript has 7 exons. Gene Ontology annotation, molecular function: histidine-tRNA ligase activity; ATP binding. Gene Ontology annotation, biological process: histidyl-tRNA aminoacylation; mitochondrial translation. NCBI's taxonomy places the organism in Eukaryota, Viridiplantae, Streptophyta, Magnoliopsida, Solanales, Solanaceae. The record is from RefSeq and is a predicted model, not a curated record. Bases 245 to 2887 code for a protein of 880 amino acids.
CAAGAAGAUUCUAAUCCCACUCAAGCCCAAGUGUAACGCAAAACCAAACAAACCCCAAAACUCUUGGGUUGAACCCAUUUGUAAAACCUAAUUCCCAAAAUUCCAUUUCAGCAGCCCAUUUUUCCCCAAAAAAACCCUCAAUUCUUUUCAAACUGCGAAAUCCGUCACCUUCUAAACCCCCAUUAAUUCCUUCGCCGGCGAUUUUGCCGGAAAACCCAACACUAUCUUUCUGAUUAGGUGACCCAUGGCGGAAGAGAGACGCAUGGUAACAGUGGGAGGGAAAGGCUCAUCACUGUCAUCUUCCUCUGUAUUUGAUAUUGCCAAUGGACUCAGUCGUCUGAGCAUAGACUCUUCAGCACUCUCCAAAGUAUCGUCUUCCUCUAAUUCUAAAACCAGCAAGACUAAUGCGCCUACGGUGUCUGCAUCAUUUUCAAUCCUCAGUAAUUUAACACCCGAUGAGGCUAGAGCUUCUCUCGUGGUCCUCCUAAACAAGCUUUUGCUUUCUUCUUCCACUUCUGCAGCUGUUAAUCAGCUCUCUGAUAUCAUCCUUAAGGAUGUGUCGUCGUCCUCUAAUUUACAAAUUUCAUUUGAUAACACUAUUGAUGGCGUUUCUCCAGGUGAUUUUUCUGUGGCAGCAAUAGCUGGAAUCUCCGCUAUCUUGGAUCAUCAAAGUUCAGCUUUGUCUGUUAUUACUGAUGCUAUUGCUGCCUUGUCCUGCGAGGCCUUGGGGGCUGACAUUUCAGCUUUCAAUUUGAAUGAUUCCGGUGAUGGUUCAUCUGCCAAGGACGUUGUUUCUGUGGCUUCUGACUUGAAGAUCUUGCUUAACGGUUCUAAAUUUGUUAACCGUGAGGGUGAUGAACCUGCAGUUUCUGGUGUUCCCGUGGUGCACGGCAAGUUUAGGGAGAUUUCCCGGCUUCUGCACUCCAGCACCCGUGUCCAAUUGAACUCUGCAAUUGUAUCCAAUUCUGGAUCUUCUGGUACAGCCAGCUCCAUGUGCACCACGUUGUUUUCUUUGGCUGUGGCCCUCAAGGAUUUGGGUAACAUCAGUUAUAACCGAGCAAAGCACAUUGUCGAUUCUCGCAUUGCUGGAGAUGAUGAAUUUCCUGCAAUGCUGAUAAAAGAAUGUCCUCGCCCUGAUCAGCUAAAAGCUCUUUUCGCAUCUUUGGUGUCAGCUCACUCGGAUGAGGAAUAUGUUAAGUUCUCACAUGAUGUCAGCUCUUUACUGGUGAUGGUAGAACAAAUAAUUUCUUGGGAAGCCCUGGCUGCUUUCCUUUCCUUGGAAGGAAGGGACUUCAUUACUUCAGGUGAUACGAGUGUAGGCGAGGACAGUGCAAAGACAGCAGGUAAAAAAGGAGCAAAGAAGAAGAAGAUUCUGGGUAAAGGUACCACCGCUCUGGUGCAGUUUUUGAAGGAUAGGCUGCUGAGCAUGCCAAUUCAGACUGAAGCGUCCCAGACUGUCAUGGUUUUGGAGAAUUUGGUUCGCAAUUUCUUGUCACUACUGGACCCAAAAGACUUGGGAUUUGACACUUUACUGAAAAAGGUGAAAGAUAUCGUGGAAAGCAAUGAAAGCCGCCGGUUGCCUAAACUGCCAAAGGGAACACGUGAUUUUGCAAAGGAACAGAUGGCUAUAAGAGAGAGAGCUUUCUCAAUUAUCACUGAAGUUUUUAAAAGGCACGGUGCUGCGGCUUUGGACACUCCUGCUUUUGAAAUGCGAGAGACUCUGAUGGGCAAAUAUGGAGAAGACUCAAAAUUGAUAUAUGACCUUGCGGAUCAGGGAGGAGAACUUUGUUCUCUUCGUUAUGACCUGACAGUCCCGUUUGCUAGAUACGUAGCAAUGAAUGGUCUGACAUCCUUCAAGCGUUAUCAGAUAGCUAAGGUGUACAGAAGAGAUAAUCCAUCUAAGGGUAGAUAUCGUGAAUUUUACCAGUGUGAUUUUGAUAUAGCUGGUCAGUUUGAGAAGAUGAUGCCUGAUUUUGAGGUCAUAAAGAUUUUGACCGAGUUGUUAGAUGAGCUUGAUAUUGGAGAGUAUGAGGUAAAGCUUAAUCACAGGAAGCUGCUUGAUGGUAUGUUGGCUAUAUGUGGGGUGCCACAAGAGAAGUUCAGAACCAUUUGUUCAAGCAUUGACAAGCUAGAUAAACAAUCCUUUGAGCAGAUAAAAAAAGAAAUGGUGGAUGAGAAAGGCUUAAGUAAUGAGAUAUCAGACAGAAUUGGUACAUUUGUCAAAUGGAGGGGACCUCCUGUGGAAUUAUUAUCUAAGCUCAAGCAGGAACGCAGUUUUUUGGAGAACAAUGAAUCUUCACUUGCUUUGGAUGAAUUAGAGAUUAUGUUUAAAGCUCUGGAGAAGUCCAAGUGUAUUGACAGAGUGGUUUUUGACUUGAGCCUUGCAAGAGGCCUUGAUUACUACACAGGAGUCAUAUUUGAAGCUGUCUUCAAAGGAGCUGCUCAGGUUGGUUCGAUUGCUGCUGGUGGACGUUAUGACAAUCUGAUAGGGAUGUUUGGCACACGGCAGGUUCCUUCUGUUGGGAUCAGUCUGGGAAUAGAGAGAGUAUUUGCAAUCAUGGAACAGCUUCAGAAAGACAAAAAUCAGGAAAUCCGAGCCACUGAAACUCAAGUUCUCGUUAGCAUUCUUGGUGAUGACAGUGCUUUAGCUGCUGAACUGGUUGGUGAAUUGUGGCAUGCUAAAGUGAAAGCAGAAUUUAUGAUCCAUAAAAAAGUGAUGAAGCACAUUGAUCGGGCCAGAGAUUCAAGGAUCCCUUGGAUGGUACUUGUUGGUGAACGCGAACUUAGUGAAGGAGUUGUAAAAUUGAAGGAUGUUGUUGCAGCUAUUGACUAUGAGGUCCCCAGAGGUAAGCUUGUGGACGAUCUAUGCAAACGAUUAGGCAUGUAAUAUCUUAAGCUCUUUGUAUUGGUAGAUUGAAUCAUUUUUAACAAGAUUCCAUUUUUGGGGGUUUAAAAUCCACCAUGUUGGUGGGGGGUUAGACAUUGACCCUUGUCCAUUAAUCCACAAAAUGAACUACAUAUUUCAGUAACCUUACUAUACUUUUGU